AUGAAGGAGGUCUAUGAAGUGAUGGAGUUGUCAGGCCCUGGGGGGAAAUCGGACGAGAAGACUUUCUUAAACGAUGUUCUUCAGCUGGAAAUAUCUGGACCAGAUGAGGAUCACUUGAGUGUCAUCGACGUCCCUGGGAUAUUCAAGAAUACGACUGAGGGCGUUACGACCAAAAAUGAUAUCGAAACGGUCCGUGACAUGGUGUAUAGCUACAUGCGAAACCCUAGGUCUAUUAUGCUCACGGUCGUGCCAGCGAAUGUUGAUAUCGCCACCCAGGAAAUUGUUGAGAUGGCCAGGGAGCUAGAUCAAGACGGCGAGAGAACUCUUGGCCAGGAUUUGCUUGAUCAAAAUACAGACCGGCAAUCGGAAACGCGUUUCUUCCGUGAUGUGUCGCCAUGGAAUACUUUGGAAAAAGAACGCGUUGGCAUCAGUGCCUUACGUACACGCUUACAGGAAGUUAUCACCACUCGGAUUCGCCAUGAGUUUCCAAAGGUUAAAGCUGAAAUUAGCAAGCGUUUGCAAGUCAGUCGCCGAAUGCUUCAAGCGCUUGGCACUGAACGCGAUACUCCCGAGAAGCAGAGGGCAUUCCUAGUUGGUUUGGCGACGCAGUACGAAAGAGUGACUUCCCACGCAAUGUCUGCUAAUUAUGGGGCAGAUGAUCUCUUCGACAAGCAUAAAGAACUGAGAAUAGCAACUAUAGUCGCCCAAAGAAACGAUGUCUUCUCCAGCAAUAUGGAGUUCUGGGGCCAUGAACGAGAUGCUGAUUCGGACGACGAGAUAUUUGAUGACAAACGCAAGAAGAAAGUCAACAUUCGGACAACCACCGACAAAGACGACUUAGAGGAUAUUAUACAACCCCAGGAAUACUUGCUCUCACCUUCUUUAGGUAUCACGUACUGGUUGAAGACCUUAUAUCAAGAUUCCCGUGGAUUUGAACUAGGAACAUUUGCGUCAACUCUUCUGCCAGCAAUUAUGAAAGAACAGUCCAAGAAGUGGGACUUAGUAGCAUUAGGCUACAUCAGCGAUAUUAUGGUCAUGACGCAUUCAUACGUUCUCUGCCUCCUUGAAGCGAUCUGUGUUGAUGAACGAAUUAAGUCGGGCUUGGUGUCUGUCCUUAUGGACGGUCUACUUGAUAGGUAUCGCAAGGCGAGGGACCAGGUAGUAUUUCUGCUCAACAUCGAAGAGAUCAAGCCCUCCAGCCAUAUUAAAUGA
Arthroderma uncinatum is the source of this 1212-nucleotide messenger RNA. RefSeq names its product dynamin family protein. Lineage: Eukaryota; Fungi; Ascomycota; Eurotiomycetes; Onygenales; Arthrodermataceae. The record is from RefSeq and is a predicted model, not a curated record. Bases 1 to 1212 code for a protein of 403 amino acids. Gene Ontology annotation, molecular function: microtubule binding; GTPase activity. Gene Ontology annotation, cellular component: cytoplasm; microtubule; membrane. The transcript has 4 exons.